AUGUCAACUGAAUCUAAUGAUGAACGAUCGUUGUAUCUUCAAAUUCCUACUUCAGCUUCAGAUGAAGCCAUAAAACUUCCUAGUUACAGAGUUACGAGACAAUUGGCUCUUGACAGAAUCAUUAACAAAAUAGGAAUGGGAAAAUUUCAGAAACAAUUGUUGUGGUUAUGUGGGUUGGGAUGGCUCUCUGAUAAUAUGUGGAUUCAAUGUGUAGUAGUCAUAUUGCCAAGAGUCAAAGUACAUUAUGAUGUGAAUGAAAAGUUCAUUGGCAUAUUGUCUAGCUCUAUGUCCACAGGCAUGAUGAUAGGAGCAUUAUUUUGGGGUGUCCUUUCUGACUCCUAUGGCCGUAAAAAGGCCUUUAAUCUUACCUUGUUUUUCACUGCUCUUUUUGGCACUCUUUCAGCCUUUUCUCAGAGCUUCAUCCAGUUAUGCUUUCUGUUGUUUCUCACGGGCUUUAGCGUUGGUGGAAAUAUGCCUGUUGAUGGUGCCUUAUUCUUGGAAUUUAUACCAAAGACUCAUCAAUACCUUCUUACUUCUUUAUCGGUCUUCUUUUCAUUUGGUGCUGUUCUUACCUCGAUUCUUGCUUAUUUUAUUUUGCCUCAGAAUAGUUGUCUAGAAUUACCUGAAAAGACUUGUGAUGUUCAUAAACAAAACAAUGGUUGGAGGUUUAUGUUAAUUUCUCUGGGAUCACUGACUUUUCUCAUGUUUGUUUGUCGCUUAAUCUUUUUCCGUCUUCAAGAAUCUCCAAAGUAUCUUAUCACACGAGAUCACGUACACGAAGCUAUAGUAGUUUUACGUAAAAUUGCUAAAAUAAACGGAAAUUCAAUACAAAUUAAAGACAAUGAUAUACCAUCUACAACAGACAAUUCUGCUAAUUCUAAUUAUGCUGAAUCAUCUUCAAAUGAUAUUCCUCAAUCAGCUGGGUGUUUAUCUAACCCUGUUGGGUGGUUAUCGUUAAAACUUCUCCCAAUUAAGCCACUCUUCAGUAGAAAAUGGAUUAAAACAACCCUUCUUGUAUGGGCAAUUUGGACACUUGUCGCUUUUGCUUAUGUUAUGUUUAAUGUUUUUUUACCUACAUAUCUAGAAUGGUUAGGUUUGAGUGAUGAAAAUACUGACGGCAAAUCUUUAAUACGAGAGGUAUUAAAAGAUUAUUUGAUAUACUCUGUUUGUGGGAUUCCAGGCUCUUUAUUUGGAUCCUUCCUUAUUGAAACAAUAUUAGGUCGCAAAGGUAGUAUGGCUCUAGCGACUUUCGGAACUUCUCUGGCAGUAUUCUUGUUUUCUACUGUCCGUUCUCGUUCUGGUGAAGUCAUUUCUUCAGCAAUGGUCAGCUUUUUGGCAACUCUUAAUUAUGCUGUAAUAUAUGGGUACACUCCUGAAGUAUUUGAAGUUAAAUUAAGGGGUACUGCAUGUGGAAUUAGUUCUGCACUUGGAAGAAUAGCUGGUAUAAUUGCUCCGAUAGUAACAGGAAUACUUCUCUCUAUCAAUAUCUCUAUACCUCUUUAUUUAUCUGCAUCCCUUUUUGCAUUGUCUGGCAUUUGUAUGAUAUUAUUACCAAUUGAAACUAGAGGAAGACAAGCUUAA
Molecule: messenger RNA, 1581 nt
Organism: Cetraspora pellucida
Lineage: Eukaryota; Fungi; Glomeromycota; Glomeromycetes; Diversisporales; Gigasporaceae
Source: the annotation of a GenBank genome assembly